GCAUGCUAAUGCAAUCUCAGUGAGCACUAAAACACAUCUUAAAAUUAGCUCAUUCCGACUGACAGGGCAACAGAAGGAGCAUAUCAUCUGAAUUUCCCCCUUUGGCGAUACCUGCUGAUUGGGUCCUUAAAAAGCCAACGGCUUUUAACUUUUAAUAUUUGGCUCUUCACUUCUGCACAGAGUACUAGGGAUAGAUUGGUUUUUUUCUCUCCCGGUCUUGGAGGAUUUAAAUAAAAUCAAUCAGUUUGUAAAAUCGUUUUAUUUUAUUUCUCCACUCUUGAGUUCCGAGCUGUCCGCGCGGAUGAGCGCGCGCGUUGGCUUUCUGCUGGAGAAGUUCUGCCAAACUUUAAGGAUGAUAUACCUUGGAUGCGUUCUGCUGCUCUGUGGGCUUAAGCAUGUUAUGGCAAGCUAUCCCAUCUGGUGGUCACUAGCAGUUGGCCACCAGUAUUCAUCAAUAGGUACCCAACCUAUCCUUUGUGGCAGUAUACCAGGUUUGGUGCCCAAGCAGCUGCGCUUCUGCCGGAACUACGUUGAAAUCAUGCCCAGCGUAGCCGAGGGGGUGAAGAUCGGCAUCCAAGAGUGCCAACAUCAGUUCAGAGGCCGGCGCUGGAACUGCACAACGGUCAACGACAAUUUGGCUAUCUUUGGGCCAGUCUUGGACAAAGCCACUCGAGAGUCUGCCUUUGUUCAUGCCAUUGCGUCAGCGGGGGUUGCUUUUGCUGUGACCCGGGCUUGCGCUGAUGGUUCAGCCACCAUCUGUGGAUGCGACGCACGUCACAAGGGACCCCCUGGAGAGGGCUGGAAAUGGGGUGGCUGCAGCGAAGAUGUUGAAUUCGGAAGCAUGGUGUCCCGUGAGUUUGCAGACGCGAGGGAGAACCGUCCGGAUGCACGCUCUGCCAUGAACCGCCACAACAACGAGGCAGGAAGAAUGUCCCUCAAUGACAACAUGUUCCUGAAGUGCAAGUGCCAUGGGCUCUCAGGCAGCUGUGAAGUCAAGACAUGCUGGUGGUCUCAACCAGACUUUCGGGUCAUUGGCGACUACAUGAAGGACAAAUAUGACAGCGCUUCUGAGAUGCUUGUGGAGAAACACAAGGAGUCCCGCGGCUGGGUGGAGACAUUGAGACCCAAGUACAACUACUUCAAGCCCCCCACAGAUCGUGAUCUGGUUUAUUACGAAAGCUCCCCCAAUUUCUGCGACCCCAACCCAGAGACAGGAUCCUUUGGUACCCGAGAUCGCAUCUGCAACCUGACAUCCCAUGGCAUAGACGGCUGUGAUCUACUAUGUUGCGGCAGAGGUCACAACACCAGGACUGAGAAGAGGAAGGAGAAGUGUCACUGCAUUUUCCAUUGGUGCUGCUAUGUCAGCUGCCAGGAAUGUGUAAGAGUCUAUGAUGUGCACACCUGCAAAUAAACAUGUAGAGGUUCUCAAAAAGCCAUAUCAGAACAUUUUAGAAGGCAGAGGAACAAAUACAGGUUUCUUCCUAGAAAACUUGUUUUGUUUAAACACUGACGACUGCCCUGGUGUUCUACGCUGGGAUGCUACAAAGAGCGAGUCUGUGCAAAUCAGCUCAACCUGAAAGCAUCAUUCAUAAAGUGGAGUGUCUAAGGCUAUGUUUUAAAGGUUUUGCAUGCUGAAGUUGGAACAAAAGAACUGUUGGCAAAAAAGCAAACACCAUAUUGGUGUUUUUGUCUUCUAUGUAAAUAGUAGCUAUUUUUGUUAAGAAUUAAACAGCACUGUCAUUGUUUCCCCUGACAUUUAAUCCUCUUUCAAUUUUGCCACAAAAAUACUUUAAUUUACCUUACAAGAAACUCAACAAGCAUGCAUUCCCUUCCUCUGUUUAUUUGUAUUUCUGCCUAUGUUUGAACUAACAUAAUCACAGUUUCAUAGUGUUAUUGAUAUUUAGUAAAGAAUGCACUUGCACCUCAGUGAAUGUAGCUAUUUACUGUAACAUGUUUACACAUCCUUAAGCUAACAUGUAAUUAUCUCAUUUAAACGAAUAACAUUAUCUAAGAGUAACCAGAGAAGCCAGACAUGGUUGAACACCAGAAAAAGACGAAACGUUCAACCCAUUCCAUUUACUUUUUUAUUGUGUAGAAUUCCUGCAAUGGGGUUCUGUAAAAAGCUUAUAUGCGGUUAUAUGCAAUUUAUUAUCUGCAGCACAUUACUCUCAUUGGCAUUUAAAACAUGAAAUGGUACGGAAGGCAAAAGUGAUUGGCUAAUCUCAGAGGAGCCAAGAAAAUAGUUGACUUUUCCCAUCUCAAAACAAAUCCAUAUUUAAAAGUGUCAUACUUGUCCAUGCAAUUUGCAGGUCAGUUGGUAUUUUGUUACUUUAAAAAUGCUUCACCUGUACAUGAUGUUGAUACAGAUGGACAUCCAGCCCCCUGUAUAAAGUCAAAUUUAAAAGAUAUUCCAAAUUUUUUUUUGGAACACUUUUGGUACAGUACAAAGUAAUUGUCUAUGAUGUUUCUUUGUUUCAUUUUAAAAUGAUUGUCUAUAGAAACUCAAACAUUUACUUUUACUCAAAUGCAAAGUAAAUGUAAGCAAAGAAUUUUGGCUAAAAGAUUGAUUUGUUAGAGAUUUUGGCUUCUGCAAAGAGACUGAAAAUAAAUAGAAAAAAAAGAUUAUUUUCUUGAAGUUUCUUUUAGUAAAGCUUAUAUUAUAACUUAUCUUCGUUUGUUUUUCAACAAAUUUCCAUCCACUUUUUUAUAUCAUUUUCAAUACAGAAAAAAUGCUUUGCACAUGAGUUAUUCACACAUUAAAUAAAUAUAUAUACAUAUAUUUAAGUAAAACCACUGUAACAUUUCUGCUGCUUCCAAUGCUUAACCUGUUGUUUCACCAACUUACAGUUGGUAAUUGGUUCUGUUCUCAGUAUGAUUUUCACACAGGAACAUUUUGGAUGUCUACUUAGUAUCUCCAUUUUCAUUGUAAAUAACCACUGGCUUCUCUGCAAUUUUUAAAAAUAACGAUAGCCUUUGAUAGUGUUUCAAAUUCAGUUAAUUAAUUUUUGUUCAUCUAUAAUGUUGAUAAGAUCCUAGUCAAAACAGGCUAAUAAAAGCCGAUCAUAUAGGUAAAAGUCUCAGAAUUGUAUUGAACUGCUGACUUUGCAGCAUUUUUUGGAUCAACUUGUUAACCUUGCAGCAGUCUUUCAUUGUGAGAAGGCACUGUGUGACAAUGGAAAAGAAAAACUCCUUUUUACAGGAGAAACCUGCACCAGUACCUGAUUCAUUAGAAGCAGUUAUUUGCCAUAUAUGACUGUGUAUGAGAAGCCAGACCAGACACACUAAGGUUAUGGACCAUGAACACACAUAUUAAAGAGAAAUAAAGAACAAAAGUCUGAAUAUCAAGCUAUAUUUUAUUCUUUAAAAUUAUGUUUAGCUUAAAAAGAGGGGUGUCCACUUUUUAUCUCCUUUGUGUAUUAACCGUUAGAUAUAAAUAAAUGCGCUGAGUCAUUUGCUCAUGAAAGACAGAUUUUAUUCAAAGUCCGAUACUGAAAUCUUUCUGUAAAAUCUAGAAAAGGCUAUACUUUUAAACACAUUGGUGUCCAAAAGAAAAAUAAAAUAAAAUUGUAAUCAAAUAUCUAUAGCUAAGACUUCGAGGUCAGCUGAGAAAUAUGAAGUGCUCUCUACCUGAUUCUGAUGAUAUUAGUAAAGUCCCAUGUUAUCCAAUGUGGACAUUACUGUUAUUUGUGAAAGAGACCUGUCUUGUUAUGUAUAGUUAUGACUUUAAUCAAUCAGAAGGUUACGCUGCAGCAAUAUUAGAUAAAGAUAACAAAAGGGAUGAAUAAGGAUGUUUUAUAAGCUCUUUGUAUUGCAUUUGCUAUAGAAAAAUGACCAAAACCUUUUUUUUCAAUGAUUCCAAGCUAUGGCUUCCUGUUCCGCAAAACUAAGUAAAGAGCAGCACCAGUGAAGCUAACAACACUCCCUUAUUAUAAUGCUGCUAAGGUAUCAUAAGUUCAAGUGUUUGUUUUUCAACUUACAUAUUUGUUCCUGUGUGAUAAUGUUAUUAUAUGCAUAUUGUGAUUCUUUCCGUGAAAGAUACUUUUUAUUGUAGUUGGUAAAAAUGUGAAAAACGUGUUUUACAAAUCUUUGCUCAAAGUUAUACAGAUUUAUCUUAAUAGAGUAAUAUAGAGUUAGCUAGGGUUUUUUUUUUUUUUUUUUGAUUGUCUGGAAGUUCAUUGUCAUGCUAACUAUUAAGUCAAUGAGGUGGCAUAGAUGGACAAAAGCACAUCAAUAUAGGGCUGAAUUCAAAUGCACAAGAGAAAUAAAGCACAAGAAUUAACAGCCAAACAAAGAAAAAAAAACAUUUAAGACAGCAGAACAGGAUAUUUAAUAAAUGACAACUAACUUAACAUUAAAUAUGGCAUCAUAUAUGAAAUGUUUAGCCUAUGAUAUACAUAUAAAUAAAACAUAAGUGGAAUUCCUAAGAUUAUUAAUCUCCAUAGCUCCUUCAAAAACCUAAUUACCAAGAUGAAAAAAAUGAUAAGUAAUGGCACAUAGAAAUUAGUAUGAAGUAUGAAACAGAUAAAGAGGUGAAUGAAUAAAGAGCCUAGCAGAACAUUAAACAGUUCAAAUUAUUCAACAAAAGACAUUUCAGAUUUUUUAUUUGUUAAUUUUUUUACUACUUAUUAGGUUUUACAUUUGUAUUUUCUGUCCUAUUUCAUCAACUGUCUAACCUGUUCUGAAUAUAUUUUGUAAGAUUUUGCUGUCUUCUGUUUUUAUUAUUUAUGUGUUUGAGUUUAGCUGUAUUUUGUUGUGUUUUCCUUCUCAUCACAUGUAAAGCAGAUCCAUAGACAUGAUCUUCUUUGAUUGGAGAAGAAACACAGGCUAAUGUGUAUUAUCUGGGAUGACCAGUGAAUACCUAAAUGAAUGCUGAGACACAGAGCUACAUAUUUACUGUUUCACUGAUUCUAGUUUCUGAGCUGUGGUGAAAGAAGUAAAAUCUCUAAGAAAUUAUGUUUAAUAAACUGUUUACAGUGUGAUACUACUGUUUAUCUCAGGCUUAUAUUCAGCUUUUGAUAGAACUGAAAAUAUAACUAACCAGCUAUAAUCAGUUGUACUCUGAAAUCAUUCUUAAUCAACAAAGGAGCAACCAUCAUUAUCUAAAAUUGUUUAUGGCAUUGAGUACAAUACACUUUAUAUGUGAGAGAGGGGGGUUCUGUUGUAUUUUCUGUCUUUUAAGUCCAAAGUUUUGUACAAAUUAGUUAUUGGUUUUAAUGGAUUUCUAAGAUUUGAUGUUUUUUUAUAAUUAUUUAUUACAUUAUCAUGUACAUAUUAGUGAGUAAUCGUAUGUAUUUACAGAAAUGUUUUUUGAAGCAGUGUUGCGACUCUGUAGCCUUUUUACCUCAUUUUGUUUUUCCACUUACAGGUGUUGAUCCUAGUGCCUGUGAUAGAUUUCUAAAAGUUAACUCUGUAACAUUAAAAUUAAAAAAAGGCUGAAAUCUCUGACUUUUUUUUUAUAUUAAAUCAAAAAAGAAAUCAGAAGUCUUAUUUAUAAGACAUUGCAUAGAAUCCAUACUAAAGUUGAACUUCACUAAACAAGUGAUUUUGACUGUUGCAUGACAGUUUUUGUUUUUUUCUUACCGGAGAGAUUUAUCCAGGUCUAAAAAUAGAUGCCAUGGAUGUUGAUGAUUUACUUGCAUAUUUAACCAUAUGCGGUAUUUAGCUAAAGAUUAGCUUGAAAUGUUGAGACUUUGUUUCCUCAGUGGUGGCUGUGGGGUAAGUUGAGCCAAGUGCCUUAGGGUAAGUUGAGUCAUUAGUUAAUUUCCAAAAGUGAAUUUCUCCAAACGUUAAUUUCGUUGGCGUAUUCAAUGAUAACAGUAAAUUACCUGCACUUAUAUGGCACUUUAUCAAGUCCAAGGACUCUGAAGUUCUUUACACUUCAUUCAGUCAUUCACACACUGAUGGUAGAAAGCUAUACUGUACCCACCACAGAUCUGGGUCAGACUGUUCCACCUGGUCUCAGCAGUUGUUUUCAUCGGGUUCUGUCUUCUGCACUGAAUCAUCCUUCGCCAUCAUGUGUCUCCUGAUGUCCUGUUACUGAUUUAGCCCUCACCAAAACAAAUCUUGACAGACUGACAUAAAUGUGGCCAUCAUAUAUUUGGUCUCUCUGCACCAAAACAGCAGGUAAGGCAGGGGAAGUGUCUUGCCAAGGACACACUGACAUAGCCAGGUGGAGCAGUGGCUCAACUAGGCAUAGACCAUUACAUUGGAUUGGUUAAGAAUAUUGAGGGCAAAGAAAGGAGUGCAAAAUUAAAUUUAAGAAUCAGAGGGAACUCUAUGAAAGAGACCCCAACUUUUGCUUUCAAGGAAAAUUGUGAGCCUUUUUUAAUUAUUUUUUUUAUUUUAUUUAGUUAUUAAUUUUGUAUUUCCAUCUUGAGGAAUGUAAUGUGAAGUCUCAGUUGUGUAGAAAACUUCUCUGUUCUUUUCAUAAGGUUAGAACAGUUGUUACAGGUUUACUGUUUGAUAAUGUUCAGUCAUUGCAUUAUUUUUGUAAAAUGUAAAAAAUAAUGUAAGUUAUGUAUUACAUUUUGUGCAGCCUCGUACCAAAUGAAGCAUGGACCGGUGCAAGCAUAUAUCACCCUACAGUUUCAUAUCUGAUAUCUGAUCUAGAUAUAACAUUUCCUAAGUGAAGUCAGAGUAAUUGAGAGGAGUAAUGCAAUCUAGCUAGAAUUCAUCAACCUUCGGUUUUAACAAUUUCUCAUGUCUUUAGAAUUUGCAUAGCCUAUGGUGUUGGUGUGAAGGAUAGCACAUUUUCAUGCCGGGUUUGUUUAUAAUAGACCACAGCUUCUGCAUAAAAAGGGGCAUAGGCCAUUAAUACAGGCAUACGCUCCUUAUACUUUAAGUGUUGCUAAAGUUUUCACCUUACUUAUCUUUACCAAACUUUUUAUAACAUAAAUAAUCCCUAUUAUUUGAAGA
This is a messenger RNA of Cyprinodon variegatus (sheepshead minnow), 6915 nucleotides long. RefSeq names its product protein Wnt-3a (gene wnt3a). The transcript has 4 exons. Lineage: Eukaryota; Metazoa; Chordata; Actinopteri; Cyprinodontiformes; Cyprinodontidae. Gene Ontology annotation, biological process: multicellular organism development; cell fate commitment; canonical Wnt signaling pathway. The coding region runs from base 302 to 1411 and encodes 369 amino acids. The record is from RefSeq and is a predicted model, not a curated record. Gene Ontology annotation, cellular component: extracellular region. Gene Ontology annotation, molecular function: cytokine activity; frizzled binding.